CUAACCCUGACCUUCCAUAAGUUGCACAAACUGGUGCUUUGGGGCUGAUUGUGGUUGCUAUCAGGACACACUGAAUCUUUACUCAAUUACCUUUGAAACAAAUGAAUGACCAUUGUUUGCUGGAUUCCUGUUGCUCCUCCCAGGUCCCCCCACUCCCUCCCACUUGGGUGCCUGUUGUAAACCUGGCGACAGGCUAAAAUAACCCGAGAUAAGAGAGCUGAGGGCUCGCCUACUUCUCCAAGGCGAUCAAUCGGAUCUCAGGCGUCCUCCAAGCACUCUCUUACGUAUCCCUCCACCAGGAGAGAGAACUGACACUACACAGGGGCUGAUCAGUUCAUCAGCUUUUUACCUGCUUGGUCGCUGAACCAUGUCGUUGAGCCCAAAGCAUACUACACCCUUCUCAGUGACUGACAUCUUGAGUCCCAUUGAAGAGACCUACAAGAAAUUUGGUGGCAUGGAAAGCACUGGAAACCUGAGCAGCCCUUUGGGAGCCUAUAGACAGACACACGUCUCCCAGACUGGCAUGCAGCAGCACAGCAUGGGCCACAAUGCCACCGUGACCACCACCUACCACAUGCCACACAGUGUCUCCCAGUUCUCACAUGGCGCAAUGGGAGGGUACUGCAAUGGGGGCAUUGGGAACAUGGGAGACAUCCCUUCCUAUCAAGACACCAUGAGAAAUAGCGCAGCAGCAACAGGCUGGUAUGGAGCCAACACAGAUCCCAGAUAUUCAACAAUUUCUAGAUUUAUGGGACCGUCUACCGGUAUGAAUAUGGCUGGCAUGGGCACCUUGCAAGGGAUAGCAGAAGCGGCCAAGUCUAUGGCUCCUCUCCAUGCUGCUCCCAGAAGGAAAAGGAGAGUUCUCUUCUCUCAAGCUCAAGUUUAUGAACUGGAGAGGAGGUUUAAGCAGCAGAAGUACCUGUCGGCCCCUGAGAGGGAGCACCUGGCCAGCAUGAUCCACCUCACUCCCACCCAAGUCAAGAUCUGGUUCCAGAACCACAGGUACAAGAUGAAGAGGCAAGCCAAGGACAAGGUCACUCAGCAGCUCCAGCAGGAGAGCAAUUUGUGCCAACAGCAAUCCCCCCGCAGAGUUGCGGUACCAGUCUUGGUGAAAGAUGGCAAGCCUUGUCAGAACAGCUCCAACACAUCCACACCCAACCAGCAGGUCACCCAACAACAAAGUGGCGCCACUGGCGGCUUGUCUUCUUCUAACGCAGUCCAUCAGCACCAGAACCAACAGGUUGGCUCAUUGAGCCAGGCUUCAGAAUUAGAAGAAAUGUCACCUAGUCCACAGUCACUUCACAGUCAGGUUGCCAGUAUGGCACAGAUAGACACCUCAGCUGUAGACUACAGCAACGGGAUGGUCAAUCCUAGCAUGCUUUACGGCAGAACGUGGUAAGGGGAAACCAGCUCUGAAUUAAACUCCAUGUACAGGUGAGGGACAGCAGAUAUAAACACUAUGGCCUUUUUGUGCCCAGGCAUUGUUGCGCAUUAGCAAGGGGAUGGUGCCCCCCUGGUUUACAGGACUGCCUAUAAUGACAGCGGUGGAUGCCUUGAUGCACCUACAGAGAACUAAUGUGGAACUGCUGCUCAGCGCUGGUGUUAUUGGCUGCCCGCCGGCACUUGGCAGAUUUUACUUUGUAGGUGGAGGACGCUCCCAAAAACUCUCGUUUUUAACGAAACUUGGACAAGGAAAUCCGUUUUAUAUAUUUUUUUUGUCUGGGGUAUGCCUAUUUAACAAAAUUAACAUUUACCUGGUAAAGCCCGGUUUAAGUGGACUGAUUCCAACUUAUGUUGUUGGUCUGUGUUUAAUGAUAAUUGUUUUUUUUUGCUUUCGGGUUUUUUUUUUUUUAUUUUUAAUGAAAAACGGAAUUGUGAUUUCCAUACAGUUUUUGUAGAAUUUAUUUUCUUCAGAAUUCGAUUUGGGUGGGGAGUAACAUGAGAUGCAAGUGUAAUAAAAUAUUCACAAAAAAUG
Molecule: messenger RNA, 1975 nt
Organism: Xenopus tropicalis (tropical clawed frog)
Lineage: Eukaryota; Metazoa; Chordata; Amphibia; Anura; Pipidae
Gene: nkx2-4
Product: NK2 homeobox 4
Exons: 2
Coding region: 368-1399 (343 amino acids)
Biological process (GO): animal organ development; regulation of DNA-templated transcription; positive regulation of transcription by RNA polymerase II
Cellular component (GO): nucleus
Molecular function (GO): RNA polymerase II transcription regulatory region sequence-specific DNA binding; DNA-binding transcription factor activity, RNA polymerase II-specific; DNA-binding transcription factor activity
Source: RefSeq, a predicted model, not a curated record